Messenger RNA from Wickerhamiella sorbophila, 1011 nucleotides. Its product is annotated as NAD-dependent protein deacetylase sirtuin-2. Lineage: Eukaryota; Fungi; Ascomycota; Dipodascomycetes; Dipodascales; Trichomonascaceae. Gene Ontology annotation, molecular function: NAD+ binding. The transcript has a single exon. Bases 1 to 1011 code for a protein of 336 amino acids. The record is from RefSeq and is a predicted model, not a curated record.
AUGGCAACUACAAACUCGGGCAAACCGACAAAAGAUCCGCUCUCGAGGUCCAGGGAGGGCAGCCAGAGCAAACCGGAGAGCAAACUAGCCCCUGAUGUUCCAGAUGCUAUCAAACGCUUGGUUGACGGUGAGUUCAAAAACGUCAUUUUCAUGGUAGGCGCCGGGAUCUCGACUGCGGCAGGAAUUCCAGAUUUCCGAACCCCUGGAACCGGACUAUACUCGAAUCUGGAGAAACUUGAUCUGCCAUUCGCUGAAGCAGUUUUUGACAUUGAUUAUUUACGAGAACGCCCCGAAGCAUUCUAUACACUGGCCAAGGAUAUGAACCCAAAGCAGUUUGAGCCCACAGCGUUUCAUAAAUUCAUCAAAUGGGUCGACGAUCAAGGAUACCUCAGGCGGUGCUAUACUCAGAAUAUUGACACACUAGAAAGGCAAGCUGGAGUCAGGCCAGAAAAGAUUAUUGAAGCACAUGGAUCAUUUCAUGGAAAUCACUGCAUUGAGUGCCACGAGGAGUUCGAUCACAAGAAAAUGGACGAGGUGCUCUCAAGCGACGAACUGAAAAUCCCGAAGUGCGAAAAAUGUGACGGAGUUGUUAAACCGGACAUUGUGUUUUUCGGGGAAAGCCUUCCGUCACGCUUUUUCGAGGCAAUGGACGAUGACUUUGAUAACGACGUUGAUCUGGUUAUAGUCGCCGGCACGUCCCUACAAGUGCAACCGUUCGCCCAGUUGCCUGACAUGGUCCAUAAAAGCUGCCCGAGAGUUUUGUUUAAUAUGGAAAAAGUAGGCAGUCUUGGGAAGCGCGCCAAAGACGCUCUUGUUCUUGGGGAUCUUGCAGAUGUCUCGAUAUUGUUGCCGUUUCUCCUAUCCGAUAACAACAGCCGAGAUGCCCCUUCUCGUGAUGUUGAAGAUAACCACCUGUCAAGCCCUGAAGAUGAAUUCUCCGAACCCUCUGAAUCUUCCGAGUCCGGAGAAGUUGACUCUAUUUCAGGCAAACUGAAUGAGCUAGAAAUUUGA